AUAUUUGCAGACAUCUUACAGCUAUUCACGGCUAACAAGUACAAUACUAUCAACUGCGCUCCCAGCGAGACCUUGUCAGCUGUCAACUUCUGUGAGCACUUGCUUUCGGGGCGCUGGAGCCAGGUUGGCAGUGAUGGCCGCGCUCAUAGGUAGCCCGCAGCUUAUAGACAUCGUGGACGAGGCGUGGGCGCGCGACACGCUCCCGCACGACAACAUUCAGCUGCCCGAGGGCUCCAUGAUGCCAGAGGAUGCAGACGAUGUGGUGGGGCAGGACUCCAAGCGCGACGUCAAGCGGAAGGAGAAGUGGACGGAGCUGGCCAUCCAGCCCAGCUGAGAGCGCUCUCAGCCCUUGAGGACUUCCUUGAAUGGACUCAACUUGAACUUGUCUUCCUGGCGUGCAUGGUUUGACACGAGUCUGGUGGUGUAGAUGGGGUGAUGCUCUGUCAUGCAUUAUGCCGUACCCAGUGAAGCGCGCAGGUGCAUUUGAGGCUUGCGUGUGUCUGAGGAGCGUCUUAUUGUUGCUUCUGAGUUGCGCGUGCACCUGCUACAAAGCUCGUCGCCCUUGUCUCAUUGAUAGCUGACCUGCCGCUAAUGGUUGGGGUGCCAGCACCCAGUGUUUGUUGCGACCCACGGGCGUAGGGUCACAAAGCCGUACAUUGCAUCAUGUAUGCUAGGACUGGUGCGCCACAGGUGUACCGGAGCUCGUCUGUGCAGGACGUUCGGCAGCGCUUUAGGCCCGUUUCAGAAGUGUUGGUAGUGGUUUGCCUAGCUUAACAUCACUGCUCUGCUGCUUGCUGGCUGCAGAGAGGGGCUGAGGGCUGUAACAUGACAGAGCACGCAGUCGGGGGGGCUAUACGUGUAUGGCAGGUUCGCUGAGGAUGGCCAGCACCCUGGCUCGGUGCUAUUAUGGUGGCUACGCGGUACAUGACGAGCCACACUUACAGUCGGCGCUUCUAGGAGAGGCUGGGCUGUGACGCACGCUGCGACACAAACGCGCGUACCUGUAAAUCACGAUGUAC
This is a messenger RNA of Chlamydomonas reinhardtii, 1019 nucleotides long. RefSeq lists its product as uncharacterized. The record is from RefSeq and is a predicted model, not a curated record. Gene Ontology annotation, biological process: protein K11-linked ubiquitination. The transcript has 2 exons. Lineage: Eukaryota; Viridiplantae; Chlorophyta; Chlorophyceae; Chlamydomonadales; Chlamydomonadaceae. Gene Ontology annotation, cellular component: anaphase-promoting complex. Bases 134 to 334 code for a protein of 66 amino acids.